Molecule: messenger RNA, 2700 nt
Organism: Setaria italica (foxtail millet)
Lineage: Eukaryota; Viridiplantae; Streptophyta; Magnoliopsida; Poales; Poaceae
Product: disease resistance protein RPM1
Exons: 1
Coding region: 1-2700 (899 amino acids)
Biological process (GO): defense response to other organism
Source: RefSeq, a predicted model, not a curated record
AUGGCCGACCUGACCGUUGGCGCCGUCAAUGAUUUGCUGGGCCUCCUGUCGACCGCGGUGAAGGAGGAGGCGCGGCUCCUCGGCGGCUUGCGCGGCAACAUGCAGUUCAUCAAGGAUGAGAUGGACAGCAUGAACGGGUUCCUGCGGCACCUCACCCAGACGGAGAGCGAGCACGACGACCAGAUCCGCGCCUGGAUGAAGCAGGUGCGCGAGAUCGCCUACAUGGCCGAAAACUGCGUCGAGCGCUACGUGCGCGACAUCGCCCGGCACGACGGCGAGGGGCUCCUGGACACCGCGUACCUCCUCCUCCUCCACCCCAAGAAGUACAUCAUGCGCCGCAACCUCGCCAAGAAGAUCCUCGAGCUCAAGGUCCGCGUCAACGACAUCGGCGAGAGGCGGAAGCGCUACGACGUCAAAGUCCCGGACGGCCCGGGUCUGAAGAAGGCGGCGGAGGAUGGCGCCGCCGCCGCCGCCAAAGAGGAGAAGAGGGAUGCCUUUCGACGCCUUCUGGAACAAGCCAUCCCCGACAGUUCACGUCCUGCUGUUCCAUCUUCCAUCAGCGAAGAAGUCAUCAGGCAGCUUCCUCCUCAUGUGAGAUCUCAAGAUGCCCCGGCCCUAGUACAAGCUACUUGGAAGAAAUGCUGCCCUCCGGCUCCGGCUCCGCCUCCGGAUGGUGAAACAUUGAGAUGCAUCAGGAUGCUUCUUUGUGCUCUGUACGCCUACCGUUACAAGACCAAUAAUCUGGAGCUGGAUAGGCUGAAGAAGAUAGUACUGGGUGAGAAGGGAGGAACAGCAGAGGAGAUCAAGCUGAAGAUUGAAGUACUGGAUGAGGAGGAGGAGGAGGGAGGAACGGCAGAGGAGAGCAAGCUGAAGAAGAAAGUACUGGGUGAGGAGGAGGAGGAGGGAGGAACGGCAGAGGAGAGCAAGCUGAAGAAGAAAGUGCUGGGUGAGGAGGAGGAGGAGGAGGGAGGAACGGCAGAGGAGAUCAAGAACCAAGUGAUGAUCUUCUGCUACAGCUUGCUGUCCAUCCCGCAGAAGAGCUGCCUCCUGUAUCUGACAGCUUUCCUCGAGGAGAAAGCCAUCAGCAGGACGAGCCUUGUCAGGCGGUGGGUCGCCGAAGGACUUGUUGGCAAAGAAGAAGGGAGGACUGACGAAGAAGUAGGCGAGAGCUACUUCAACGAUCUUCUCUUUCGAGGCUUCAUCCAUCCUGCCCGCACCGGUGAUGCCGGCACGGUCAAGAGCUGUCAACCGCUGGCUGGGUCGAUCAGAACCUUCAUCACCAAGAUCGCCAAGAACGAGAACUUCGUCAUCGACCUGCCGAUUCACCUCGACCGCCAGCUUACUAUCCGAAAGAAAGUUGUUCUGUCACAGCAGCUGCCGCCGCAGCAAGCGGCGUCGGGUUGCUGCUGGAGCUGGAGGGAUGUCGUCGGGGCCAUGGACGACUACUGUGGUUGCUGCUGCUGCUGGAGGGACGACAACCCCAUGGACGACCUGGUGGGUUUCCUCAACAGUCUCCCUGAGCUAUACCGGCUGAACGUGCUGGAUCUGGGAGGCUGCAGAGGCCUGAAGCCGCGCCACAUCGAGGCCAUCUGCACCGUCGUUUGCCUCAAGUAUCUGAGCCUUCGCAAGACAGAUGUCUUCUGGCUGCCGCCCACCCAUCUGAAGAAGCUCAAGCUGCUGGAGACGCUGGACAUUCGGGAGACGCCACGCUUACGUCCCCGCGACGUGGGGAGGAUGUACCUGCAUAGCUUGAAGCAUCUGCUCGCCGGCCGCUACGUCGACAAGGUGACCGGCGAGGAGCUCCCCACGGCCAGGAGGACGUCGGCCGAGGUGUCGCUCGUCACCGUGCGGAUCCCCAGCAGGAUCGAUGAGAUGACGAGCAUGGAGACGCUGUCCCACGUCCAGGUCUCCGAGGACGGGGCCGAGCUGGGACGAGUUGGCAAGCUGCGUAAGCUGAGGAAGCUCGGUGUGGUCAUCCGACGCGUCAAUCGUCGUGGUGCCCAGCAGCUGCGUGGAGUGAUAUACGCGCUGGCUGGAUGCCUGCGCUCGCUGUCCAUCUGGGUCACUCAGGACCAGGGCGGGGUCCUCGACAUUUCCGUGCUGCAGGAGGCAACCUCCAGCUUGGUCCUCGAGAACCUGGAUAUCAACGGAAGGAUCGGCACUAGCCUCCCUUCAUGGGUCGAGAGGGCCGGGAAACUGGCUAACAUCUCCCUGCGUGACACUGAGAUGAGCGGAGGAGAGACUCUGACAAGGCUUGCCAACGUCCUCAGCCUGCGUUGCCUCAAGCUCAGCCGCAGGUCAUUCCUCGAGCAAGCGCUCAUCUUCAGGGACGACGUCCACUUUAAAGCUCUCAAGUUCCUCGUCGUCGACGGCGACACCAUCACCAGCGUCACCUUUGCCGCCGCCGGCGCAGCUCCUGAGCUCGAGAAGAUUGUUUGGUCCAUAAGCAAGCCGCACUCUGGGGACCUCAUCUCUGGGAUCGACCGCCUCCCGAAUCUGAAAGAGAUUGAGAUCAGAGGCAACUUCAACGUCAACAAUCUCUUGCAAGCCAUUGGAUCACUUACAGAUCCACCGGUCACAAGUUAUCGCUGCCGGUACGUAUACCUCUCCGAUUUAAGCGACAUCACUGUGGUAAAAAAAGCCAAGAGCGAUACUACUUUAUCAGUCCCGGUUGGUGUUAUCAACCAGCAGCAGCAGUAA